UUCAGUGGACUGUAGCGCGAUUCGCUUACGUUUAAAUUAACGGCCGCCAGUGAGUGGGGGUGGUUUGUAAGAAGGCCAGGGUUCACUCGGUACCAGCAAGACGCCCACCUCGACACAACACAGGCAUUCUUUACCACCCAGCUGGUUACUGUACUGCUUUAUUCAGGUUUCCAGCCCAACCAUGCCCUUUGGACCUAGAUGGAGGCUCGGCGGGAACGAGGCGAAGGCCCGGAAGAUUUUGGAGCGUGGGCGGAACAAGUUCUGGCUUCCCUGCCAGUUGGACCGCGACGUCGCCGGGCUAGAAAUCACCGAGGACAACUGGGAGGAGACCCUAGAAACGCGCUACAGCCCCGUGGAUUCCCUUAGUCUCGUGACGCACCUGGAGUUCGCUCAGGAGAUCUGCAGACGACAGUUCUUCUCAGGCAUGGUUGCCAAGGACGACCACGAGACCGUGAUGCUUGACCCCGAUCACCCGUUACGUCACACCCCUCUGACAUGGUUCCACUUUGAGAACGGCGCUGAAGAUGACUCAGAUUGUGCUGAUGGGAAUGUGAAGUUUACUGCACCAAUAGGAGUGGAGUCUGACAUCGCUAGACAGAACGCGAGACCUACCCGCAACUUCUACCUAGUUGAGAUGGCGGACCUGGCUUCGUCAUGCGCUUGUAGGAUCCUCGUAACUAACAACAGUUACCCGAGUUUGCAGCCGUACGACCCGUUCAAGAGAGGCGGCCCCUGGUACUGGGAUCGUAGGGGGUACCGCAACGCACACCGCGAGUGGGAACGCGACAGGCACUACGUCCUGAAGCAGUUUCGCCGCUUCUAUGGCCCGACUGGCUACAACGCGACCAGCUGUCGUGUGGAGCUUGUACGGGAUGCUUCUCCCGAUCAGCAAGAGCAUUGGCCGGCGGUGAACAACUACGCCAUUUCUUUCGUGAGCCAUGGCCUAGCGGAGAAGGAACGCAGCCCUAGGGUAGGGGACGUCCACCGCAUGCCAGACAUGUCAAAGGAAGAAGCGUUCUUCAUGUUCUUGGUAUGGGUGAUGAGUCCCCUUGGGUACAUCAACUCGGUUGUCCAUGCGCAUGAGGCAACAUCCGGGACAGACGACGUCUUGGACAGCGAUUGGUCGACAGAACGUCAGGUGACCGGUAACCAGGGGCAACAGCUAUCAGAGAGGGAGCACAAGGCCCUAGAGGCGUUUAACAAGGUUUGCACGACGAGGAUCAACUGGGCAUGCUCGCCAGAGGGGAGCCUCCCUUUGGAGCCGUCUCUACACAUCAUGGAUCAAGCUCUAACGGGUGACCUUGCAAGAAAGGUCGCUUCCAACAUCAUGUCCGCCGCAGAUUGCUCUCAGUCAGGCGUCUUCCUGCAAAACCUCGUCAUCCUCAACAAGCUUCUCUCUGACGAGUCGUCGUCCGCCAUGGUCAAGAGGAUUCUUGGGUACGCAAACGAGGGAGACAUGCCCGCGAUGCGCGGACGGAUGAGUCGGCUGGUGGAGGGAGAACUGCACGCGAAGAUUCCGAACGUGAGGAAAGAUGUGACCGAGCUGUUUGGCCAGCUGUUUGUGAGGUACAUGGAGGAGGUGGCUAAGUAGUGACAGAAAUGUUGGAACACUCGUGUAUUCUCCGAGACACCCACAAAAUAAACUGUCUGGAUUUUAUCAAGCCUGACUCUCACCGCAAAGAAAUGCUCUAACACCCCUUACCCUUGCCCCGGACGAGCCCAACUAUCAAUUGAUGAUCACCAAGUAAUCAUCCGUUCUAUCUCCAAACCGUCCCUGCUAAAAUAAAGGAGAUGAAGAAGAUGAAGAAAAAGAUAGGAACAUGACA
Molecule: messenger RNA, 1826 nt
Organism: Branchiostoma floridae (Florida lancelet)
Lineage: Eukaryota; Metazoa; Chordata; Leptocardii; Amphioxiformes; Branchiostomatidae
Exons: 2
Coding region: 182-1591 (469 amino acids)
Source: RefSeq, a predicted model, not a curated record